Adineta ricciae is the source of this 378-nucleotide messenger RNA. The record is from the annotation of a GenBank genome assembly. Lineage: Eukaryota; Metazoa; Rotifera; Eurotatoria; Adinetida; Adinetidae.
AUGCAAUACAAGAAAGACGAUGAGAGAGUAUGGUGGGGAUUCAGCUCCAAUGGAAACGGGACCUUGUUUAGUAUCGAGGUUCUCAGUGGUCGGCUCGUCAGCGAAUUCUCUGAGUUCAGCUCGGAGGAUGAGAUUCUACUUUUACCGGGCACUCGUUUUCGUGUAGUUAGUUCAAUGACGCGAGAUGAUGGCUUGAACAUUAUUCAUAUGAAAGAAAUAGAGUCCUUAGCUUCGGAUCAGUUUGUACCAUCACAACAAACGUAUCAACAAUCGUCUGCAAUACUCAUACCAAAUUAUGCUAACUAUCAAACCAAUCCCGUUCACUCUCCAACACCGCAUAAUCAGAAUGGUAAGUGUUGUUGAAGGGAAGCAAUGGUA